Geodia barretti is the source of this 1106-nucleotide messenger RNA. Lineage: Eukaryota; Metazoa; Porifera; Demospongiae; Tetractinellida; Geodiidae. The record is from the annotation of a GenBank genome assembly.
AGGAGUGUUACUGACAGAGAAGAGGUGGCUAGACUCACUGCAAAGUGUGCCUCGCAGGAUCAGAGAUUGGCUGAAGAACUGACUGCCCUCAGUCAGAAACACUCCACCGAACUCAACCAAUUGAGGUCACAGCUAUCAAAGAUGGCGAGGGACAAUUCACCAGCACUGAAACAGACGGAAACAAAGUGUGGAGCUCGUCUGGAGGGGAACCAAAAAUCACUGGAAGAGAUACUAAGACCUGCUAGGGGAAUGCCCACUGCCAGUGGGCUUUCACAUCAUCUCACCCGCAAUGGAUCUACUAGAGAGAAGGCUACUCACACACCCACCCUCUGACAGCUCACCACACAACCCAACACAACAAACCUUCAACAUUCUCCACACCAAUAACGCUCCCUACGACAGGGUCAUCCCCUCUCCCUCAAACCUCCUUACCCUCGUCAGCCAUAAUUGGCAAAUUUCUACAGGAGACUGACAGAAUUAUAUCGUGCAAGAGCUCGCCAACUCUAAACCCCCCACGAAGAAAUACUAAAACUCCUCCAGAACUGAAAGUUCAGUAUCAAUCACAGCAGGGAAGUGUGGUGUCAGAAUCUCUUCCUUUUCCUCUUACUACCACCUCCUCUACUGGAUACACUGAUGGUGAAGGAUUUGUACCACUACAGCCUGUCAGUCGUUCUGAAGCUAGUAGAGAUCCUACAGCUAGAACAAUUUCAUCUGCAGCUGGAGAUGUGCAUUCAAGAGGCGGAGAGGAAAAUAGAGAGAAAGAGAGAGGGGGAGGCAGAGAGGGAAGGAGGUUAGAGAGGGAAGAGAGCAGUUGUGAGCCUCAGGAACUCGAGGAAAUGUUUUCCAAGACUCUGGACAGUAUAGUGGACCGUCAUUUCCACCAGUUGGACACUUCACUGAGAAAACUUAUGACCAAAGAAUCAUGACGUCUUAACUUGACCUUCACCACAAUAACUCAUGCAAUCUAUAUUAUUUUCACUGCAUAAUUAUAAUAGUCUUGACACGUGUAAACAGAUAAAGGAGAACAUUAUUGGCAACCAAAAAAUGCUAUAAUAGUGCAAGUUAAUUAUGGCAAUGAUCAAAACAGGGAAGUGUGUGUGUGUGUG